Colletotrichum acutatum is the source of this 1251-nucleotide messenger RNA. RefSeq lists its product as uncharacterized. The transcript has a single exon. The record is from RefSeq and is a predicted model, not a curated record. Lineage: Eukaryota; Fungi; Ascomycota; Sordariomycetes; Glomerellales; Glomerellaceae. Bases 1 to 1251 code for a protein of 416 amino acids.
AUGCCUCCGCCAUCAUCACUCGUCCUCAUUUUCCUUCUACUAGUGCACAUCGGUGCUGGCCAGUCGCAGGAUGACAGCCAGCCAAUCCAGCCACCACCAUCCGCAGACGCCUCAGAGAAUCACCUGUCAUGGCAAUCUGCCUUUUGGGCUCUCCUCGCCCUUGUCCUCAAUACCGCAACCCAACCGUGCGGGAAGAUCUGCGGGUUCCCCUCGGAAUGGGGCUUUUGCCUCAGGUGGUCGCCAGUUGUCUGCGUCAUUAACUCGCUCGAAGCCCUCAGCUGCCUUCGCCUCCACCACCACUCUAAACGGACUCUGGUUGUCGCACCACACAAAUACAACACAGAAAUAGAUAUCUCACACAGUGACGUGGCCAACUUGCAGCGCAACACCUUGAUCCGUAUUGUCGCCUUCAUCUUGGGACCUCUAUUGCAAGCGACCAAGUUGUACGCAUGUCAGGGCACCUUCUGGGUUCAAUUUCUAGCAUCCAUCUACCUCACCAGUUUCCUCUGCGAUGAGUUGGUGCUCGGCCUCAUAUGGAUAGCCGGACCCGCGGAGGGCCGGAACAGGGUGAUCGGGCUGGUCGAAGCCGUGGCGGGGAGUCGCCUCCGCCCUCCGGUCCACUUCCCGCUCCUCAGACUUGAAAGCGAUGCGGCUAUGGACGAGGACGACCAACUUCGAGACAGCCGCACAACUUUGAGACAAGCUCUGGCCAUUAUCGCCUCUCACUUGCUGCUAGGAUGGUUUUUGGUCGAAACUAUUACCGGAGCAUAUAUGACGCACUUUCAUGCCGUUAUAUUUAGCAUGCUCGGAACGGCUUUUCUUGGCAGCAUCGUGUCAGGUAUCUUUUGCGGCUUGCGUUCCUACAAGAAGCAUCAAAAGAUGCCGCAAGUCUUUUUGGACGUCCUGUAUGGCGUUGGCAACGUCAUAUGGCCAACUGGACUUGUGCUUGCCAUUGGAGAAAAGUGCCAGGGGCUGGCAGUGAUACAGGCCAACGGUAUCAUAGACUUCAACGCCAAAGGUUCUGGCAGCCAAUGGGCCUGGAAAAUCGGAAUGGUCCUGUGGACUCUGGAGAUAUCCCGAUGGGCCCGAUUGCACCUCACAACUAGCAAUCGAUACGGGAUCCCAAAGCCCGUGGACGUCAUUCUUCCACUCUGGGCGAGUGCGCAUAUUGUGGUUGCACUGGCCAUGUUUAACUUUGCGUAUGAUCCGAGUCGUACUUACAAACCGGCUUGGACCGAUGUGCUGGGAUGA